Molecule: messenger RNA, 7324 nt
Organism: Gambusia affinis (western mosquitofish)
Lineage: Eukaryota; Metazoa; Chordata; Actinopteri; Cyprinodontiformes; Poeciliidae
Gene: nin
Product: ninein (GSK3B interacting protein)
Exons: 28
Coding region: 17-6631 (2204 amino acids)
Biological process (GO): centrosome localization; microtubule anchoring at centrosome; centrosome-templated microtubule nucleation
Cellular component (GO): mitotic spindle pole; centrosome; ciliary transition fiber
Molecular function (GO): calcium ion binding
Source: RefSeq, a predicted model, not a curated record
GCUGCUGUCCUGUGGGAUGGACGACGGCCCAGGGCAGGACGACUACGAGGAGCGCCUGAAGGAAGUUUUUAACAGUUUCGACACCAGUGGCUGUGGCUCCCUGAGUCCGGAGGAGCUCUCUGACCUCUGUCAGUCUCUGCACCUGGACGAUGCCGCGCCAACUCUCAUCCACACUCUGCUCCAGAACCAAGACCUCUUCACUGCCAGGGUCGACUUUGACCAAUUCAAGCAUGCUCUUAUCCGGGUUUUGUCUUCGACCAUUGAGGCUCCUCAAGCCGAACAGGAACCCUUGCCAAAGCCAGAGUCUCCCGAAAUCCAACCAAAGUUUGUGAAGGGCAGCAAACGUUACGGCCGCCGCUCCACGCCAGAGUUCCUGGAGCCCGUUUCAGACUUGUCUGAGGUUAACCCAGCCACCGAGGACGAUUUGGAGGACAACUAUGACUCGGCUGUUCCCAGGAAGCGUGAGCGCUGGAAUGCCCAUGAAAGCAGCACGGAGGAGUACGAGGCGGAAGGUCAAAUGCAUCUGUGGAACCCCGACGAGCCGAGCACGCCCCGGGGGUCCGUCGUUCCUCUGUCGGCCCGCUUGGAAGAGCGACUGCGUGAAGCUUGCGAGGAGCUGGGGAUAGCGUGGGACGGAAGUGCCGCUCACUCUGAACUGCUGGCCUUGUGUGAACAUUUGGGUCUAGAGGUUAACAGUGACGCUCUGCUCAGUGUCAUUGAUGACGGAGUGAUGAAUGUCCAAGAGUUUAUCUCCAGGGUCGUGAACAAACCGCAAUCACCCUCAGCCUCCACUCCCUAUAGGCAGUUUAAACGACAUCAUUCCACUCAGCCGUUCGACGAGGGCGGCCGAAGGAUCUCGGCUCUGACCAGCACCAUCGGCAUGCGUCUGUUCUCGACACUCGACGACGGGAGCGGUUUCACCCCGGCCGAAUACGUCCUGGACGCCUGGAUGGAGGAGGGGAUAGAAAACAGCGCCGAGAUCCUGCAGGCUUUGAAUUUCAAUCUAGAAGGAAAACUGAGUCUCGGCGAACUCACCGUGGCCCUCGAAAACGAGCUGCUCAGCACCAAGAAUCAAGUUCACCAAGCGGCGCUGGCGAGCUUCAAAGCUGAGAUCAGAUACCUCCUAGAGCGAGUCGACAGAGAAAUCCGAGAGAAGGAAAAAAUCCAGUCUGAUCUGGAAAAAACGGAGAAGCAGAAGACUCAGCUGGCCACAGAAGUGGACGAGCAUCACUCCGCAAUAGAGCACACGAACAACCUCAACCUCAGGAAGCUUGAGCAGGACUACAAGGAGAAGCUGUCGGCCGUCCGGUCGGAGCUGACGAAGGAGAUGGACCAGAUGCAGCAGCAGGCGGGCCUGCAGCGCGAAGAACUGGAGGCGGAGAUCCAGAAGAUCCGGGAGGAGGAAUCGUUACUCAGAGAUCACCUCUCCAUCUCAGUCAAGGAGAACAGGCGGCUUGAGACGGAAUUGCUCGACGGCACCGAAAAGCUAACAGAGGCACAAAGCCAAAUAAUCAAACUGCAGGCAAAUUUGGAGAACAUCAUGAAAGACAAGUUUGGAGACCUGGACCCUGGCAGCGCCGACUUCUUUCUGCAGGAGGAGCGAAUCAAACAGCUGCGCUGCGGAUACGAAGCACAAUGCAGGGAGCUGCAGGACCGGAUCGACGAGCUGCAGUCGGAGCUGCGGGGGUUUCACAGUCUAGGCCAAUCUCACGAAUCUGGCGGUAAACCUCUGUCCGAGGAGCUGGACAGCAAAAGCCCCGGCACCGAGUCCGACCCAGGUAUCGGUCCAGAUGAGGUCCAGCCUUUCAGCAUGAGCCUGGAAGCUGAGAUGAUGCUGGAGCAGCUGAAGGAGCAGCACCUCCAGGAAAUGGAGCAUUUGCAAAACCAACUUCAAAGCAAGAUCACUGAAUUUGAAAGGACUGUGGAAGAGCAGAAGGCGACCCACAAGGACCAGAAAGCUGCCCUGAUCCUCCAGCACCAGGAGGAGGCCCGGGGUCUGAGGGAGCAGCUGGCCGGAGCUCAGAGCCACGCAGAGCGGCUUCAGAACCAGCUCCAGCAGGCGGAGCAGGACCGGACCCGUCUGGAGCAGAAGCUGGCCGCUGAGAGAGAAGAGCUCCAGAACCAACAGGAAGACGAAGCCACAAACCUCAGACAGCAGCUCCUGGAAGCUCACACUCAGAUCGCUGACCUGGAGGACCAGCUGAACUCACUGGAGAGCCAGCAGGCUGAGAUGGACGAAAACCUCCUGGCUAAGAUGGAGGAGCUGAAGAACCAACACGCCGCGGAGGUUAGCAAGCUAACGGAGGAGCAAACGCGACUGCAGCGGCAAAAUGACGAGUCGGAGCGGAGGUUGCUGGACGACUGGGAAAGGGAAAAGAGAGUCCUGGAGGAAAGCCACCAGAACAAACUUCAAGUCCAGCUAGAGGAGGCAAAGCUGCUGUUUGAGAAGGAGCAAAGUGAAAUGGUGAAGACGUUAAUGGAGCAGUGGCAGGAGGAGAGAGCGCAGCAGGACGAGCAGAACAGCAAGACUCUGCAGCUGCUGCUGGAGGAAGAGAUGCUGCGACUGGUCAGGGAGCAAGAGGAGAAGGAGAACCAGCUGAGGGAGAGCUGGGCGAGCGAACGGGCGCUGCUCGAAAAGGAGAGGCUGCAGCUGCGGGAGCAGCUCGAGCAGAGGGAGAGACGGCUGAAGGAAGACUGGGAGAGGGAGAAGCUGCAGCUGGAAGAGGACUACGAAGGGAUGAUCCAGGAGAGGCUGGAGGAGGAGAGGGAGAAGCUCGAGGAGGAGAGGGAGAAGCUCGAGGCUGAGAGAGAGGUGGAAGGCAAGAGGAGGACGGAGAAGCUGAUGGCCGAGGAGAUGGAGCGGCUGGAGGAGAGACAUGGAGAGGCCCUGAGGGAGCUGAGCAACAAGCAUGCCGAGGAGAGGGUCGCACUCAGCGCAGCGCUGGACCGACUGAGAGAGGACAUCGCCAAAGAAAGGAAGGAGGUUGAGAUCAGCUUCACCCAGAGAGUCAGAGAAGCAGAAGAUCGAUUCUCCUGCGAUCAGGAAUCCGCGGCGGAGCGCUUUCAGGCCCAACUCCUCAAACUCGAACAGCACUACCAAAGCGAGCUGGCGACCCUCUCUGAAAGCCACGCCGCGCAAAAGCUGCGCUGGGCAGCAGAAAUGCAGAAUGCCCUCGACGGCGCAGAAGAGCGAAGAAAAACGGCGGAGGAGGCCGCGGCUCAGGAACUCCAGCGACUCGAUCGGGAGCGGGAAAACGAGCGACGAGAGCUUGAAAAUGUCCACGGCGAAGAAACGGAAGCACUGAGAACGGAGAACGAGCGACUCCGUAACGAACUGGAGGACGCUCUGAGCGGCGCCCAGAGGAAGGAAAUUGAGCUCAGCAUGCAGCUGAACGACCUGCACGGCCGGCUCCAGGAGAAACGGCAGCUGCUGGCCCAGUCCGAGGACAGAGUCCUUCAGGCGGAGCUGCUGCUCAAUCAAACGGUGGAAGACUUUAAGCAGGAGCGGGCCGAGCUUCUCGGCAGCAACUCGGAGCUGCAGGCGAAACACGACGAGGCGCUUUCCGGUGCGGAGAGUCUGGUCGCGGAGAGGAUGCAGCUGCUAACCGAGCGCGACGACUUGCAGGUGAAAGUCGAAGAGCUGGAGACGCUUCUCAAGCAGGCGACGCUGGACUUUGAGCUGGAGCGGAGGGAGGUCCUGGAGAAUCUGGUGGUUCUAGAGGAAAAGUUGAGAGACGCUCGGGAAGUCGAGGAGCUCAGAGCGGAAAGAGAUGUUCUUAAAGGCAAACUGGAGGAGCUACAGGUCGUAUCCAGAACAAACAGAGAGGAAUCGAAAGGCAUGAAUGUGCUUAUAUUGAAUCAAGACGACGAAUCAUGUCAAGUUCAGUCCGAUCAGGAUGAAGGUGUAUUAGAGAAAUGGAAAAAUGCUGAUCAGGAAUUUUACCAUGGCGAUUUUACCACCAUUGAGGACCAAACGGACGAGCAGGACAGCCAAGACGGAGCGAAUGAAAACCAGGAAAACUGUUGCGCUUUCAGUGAUGACAAAGUUGUCGAUUCUCCUGACCAGAAACAUGAUUGUUUCUAUGUCAAAAACAAAUGCCAACCGGUUUCCCACGAGAGUCAGGGCGAGGACGUCUCUCCGCUUCUGGCGUUUGCUGACAAAAUUAAAGCAGCUGCUGAAUCGCCCAACCAAGAGACCAAACCGCGAGAGGACGGCAAAAGCUGUCUGCCUGGAGAUCAGCAUCAUCAUGAGACCGAGGUUGUGGGUUUAAUGCUGCGGGAGGCGGCAGCUGAUCCAGCUGAGGUUGAUUGUUUGUCAGAUGGCUCUCGCAGCCAACAGGAAGGGGGUGAAAACCAGGGCAAAUCCGCACGCGGCAGCGUGGAAACCGUUGGAGUUUUUGGCUGCGAGAACCAGGAGAGUCCUGCUCUGAACUUACAGGACCUGUACGACACCGCCACGGAGGAGAACGUUCUGCUGCACGAGAAGAUCGCCCUGCUUCAGCAGAAAUCAGAAAUACUGGAGAGUCUGUUGGCGCGCCACAGCGAAAAGUUGAAAAGCAGCCGCCAGGCUUUGGAGGAAAACUGCAAGCUCAAAGUGCAAGCGCUCCUGCUGAUGGAGCACGUGAAGCAGCUGCAGGCGAGGAGCCUGAGAAUGGCCGACCUCCAGAUCCGGUACGAGGACUGCGCGUGCGAAAACGCCAAGCUGAAGGACCAAAACGACGCGCUGGAGAAGCGGGUCUGGAGCCUGGAGAGCAGGCUGGAUGUUUUCCGCGAAUUCGGCAACCGCCGCGCCUCGCUGGUGGACGAGAUCGGCAGGAUGAGGACGGAGAACGGCGAGCUCUUUCACCUGCUGAGCGAACUGGAGCGGCAGGAGGACGGGUUUUCGGACUCGGACGCCGAGCCGGCGGAGGGACGCUCGGAUGAGCCUUCUCUGCAGCCGGAGGAGAAAUCCCCGGCGGGGUUUGGCGUCAAGGAAUGCUGCAGGGAGUUUGAAGAGCGGAACAGCAAACUGCGCAGGACCAUCGCACAGCUGCAGGACGAGUCGCAGAUACUAAGUGAAACCACUCGAGCUCAUAGAUACGAAGCUACUCGUCUUGCAGAGGAAAACGUCUGUCUACAAAAAAACAUCGCCGCUCUGAAGGAAGGAGACUUAAAGGAGGCAAAGGAUGAGUUGAUACAAACCUUGGAGCAUCUGGAAAAAGAGAAGCUCGCAGCUCAACAAGCAGCUGACAGUUUCAAUAAACAGAUUUCAGAUUUGCAUUCGCAGAGCCAUCAGCUGGAGGACGACAACGGGUUCCUGGCGGAGAAAAACGCCCAAAGCGUCGCCGACAUCGAGAGCCUGCGAGAGCAGCUGGCGGAGCUGAUGAAGGAAAACGAGAUGAGGGAGGCCCUCCACUCCGAGGAGAAAACCAAGAUGGCAGCUUGUGUGUCUGCUCUGGAGGCAGAGUUUGACAAAGCUCUGACGGAGUCCGCACAGCUGGAGGAGAGAAACGGCCAGCUCUCACAGCAGCUCUCUGACCUCAGGGAGAAGGCUUUCCACGUGGAAUCGAUGGAGAGUCAGCUCAGCAGUCUGGUAGAGGAGUGCAGGACGGUGGAUAAGGAGAGUGCCGGUCUGCGCGACCAGCUAGCUAAAGCUCAAGAGCAGCUGGUAUCUGCAGAUGAGAGCUUCAAGGUGGUAAACCGGCAGAGCGCCCGCCUCAAGUCAGACCUCCGCGUUCUGCAGCAGGAGAGGGAUUCCCUGAAGCACGAGGUAGCAGUGCUGCACAAACAACUGCAGAACGCAAACGAGAAGAACCAAAUUUUGGAGAUGGCCCUGCACUCCGGCGGCCUGCAGAGUCAGAGCAGGAAGCUGAACAGAGAGGAUCUUUCCUGGGUGACGGAGCAGGAACAGCAGCUGCUGAGGCAAGAAAACGAGAAGCUUAAAGCUGAAGUCCACAGCAUCGGCAGCGACCUCGUCCAGUCCAGAGAAAAGAUCCGACAGCUUGACGCCACGAUCCUCUCGCUGAGCAAACAGAAACAGCAGAGCCAUUCCUCUUUCCUGAAGGCGUUGGAACAGGAGAACUUCUUCCUGAAACAGGAGCUGGAAGCAAAAGCCGAGCUGCCACGGGGCUGCGACGCUGAGCAAAGCCACGCAGAACUGGACAGUCUUCUGCAAGAAAACGAGUCACUCAAGACACAGUUGGCUCGAAUGUCAACACACAUGAUGGAGUCGUUUCACAUGCAGUACGGCGGACAUCUUCCUCCAUCGCCUCAGAGGGGGCCGAGGGGGCAGCAGCGUGGUGACGACCCAGACAACAUGCAGGAUGAACGAGAGAGGAAGAUGAAGAAGAUGGAGGAACGCAUGAGGGAAAUCGAACUUUCACUCCAUAACGUCAAGCUGCUGCUAAAGGAGAAGGUGACUCAGCUGAAGGACCAGCUGCACAAGAACGGCAAAGCAGACGUGCUGAUCAAGGACCUGUACGUGGAGAACUCUCAGCUGAUCGAGGCUCUGGAAAUAACGGAGCAGCGGCAGAAGAUUGCAGAGAAGAAGAACUACCUGCUGGAAGAGAAGAUCUCCAGCCUCAACAAGAUAGUGCGGGACCUAAAGCCGUCGACGCUCUCGUUGCUACCGUACAACUACAAAUGCCCGUAACGCGUCUCCUGAAACACUCGGAACGUUCGAAGGAAUUGGUUGUGCCAACUUUUAAGGAAGCACUGUAUGUAUGCGAACUACAGGGACACUUGUGCAACAGAUCCAGCCAGAUGCAGGACAAUUGGAGGGCUCAGACGUGUGUAAACGUCGCUGCUAAAUAUGCAGGAUCUGUAUUUGUUUUAUUCGUAACCGCAGCAGGUUGACAUACUUGAUCUUUUGAUGAACCAAAUGCGAGGUCAAACGGUUGGGUAGUCAUUUAUUUCGUAGUAAUUUAUCCUUUUAAAACAAUUUCUAAGCUGAAAAGUUAGCUACAAGUAGGAAAACGAUCCCACCUUGGCACACUCUGUACUAUCUCUGUCCAAAGAGAAAAGCAAUAUUGAUGUAAAAGUUUAUAAAAUCUUCAAAUGUCCGUUUGUGUUGAUCCUGUGGAGAUAAUGUUAGGAACGAACAGGAAGUAAAAUCAUGGACAGAAUCAUCAGUUUUGUAAUGCAGAUGAUGUUUUUGCUUUUUAUUUAACACUACCUGAAUCUAUGUGGACUAUAAAAGUCUCGCGUGGCAAUACUUAACAUUUAUUUAAUUAUAAUUGAGGAGAAAAAUGCUAUAAUCUGUUGCAAUAUGUAAAGUUGCCAUCAUGAAUGUUUUUGAGCUGAAAUGAUCUGUGUUGCAAAUGCCAAUAAAACGUAUUGUAUAGCA